GGCGCUCUCAGCGGGCGGAAGUGAAGGCGCCGGCGGUUGGGGCAGCUGUUACCCCGGAGCUUUUCGGGAGAGCGGCCGGGAGCUUUGUCGUUGCGGGCCGUAGGGGGCGGCAGGCAGGUCUGAGCUGAGCUGAGUGAGCCAAGCCUCUGGGGACCUGACUGGCAGAUUACUUCUGUAACUAGACCUCCUGUUUCCCCAACAAAGCACAAUGUCCCGAUCACGACAACCCCCUCUUGUGACAGGCAUAUCUCCAAAUGAAGGAAUACCAUGGACAAAGGUCACAAUUAGAGGAGAAAACCUGGGAACUGGCCCAACUGACCUCAUAGGUCUGACAAUUUGUGGACAUAAUUGCCUCCUGACAGCCGAAUGGAUGUCUGCAAGUAAAAUAGUAUGUCGAGUGGGACAAGCUAAAAAUGACAAAGGAGACAUUAUUGUCACAACCAAGUCAGGUGGCAAAGGAACCUCAACAGUGUCUUUCAAGCUACUCAAACCUGAAAAAAUAGGUCUUUUGGAUCAAUCUGCUGUGUGGGUUGAUGAAAUGAAUUAUUAUGAUAUGCGUACUGACAGGAAUAAAGGAAUUCCCCCCUUGUCUCUACGUCCUGCUAAUCCUCUUGGCAUUGAGAUUGAAAAAAGUAAAUUUCCCCAGAAGGACUUAGAAAUGCUGUUUCCUGGAAUGAGUGCUGAUUUUACAAGUGAGAAUUUUUCAGCUGCCUGGUAUCUUAUAGAGAACCACUCAACCACCAGUUUUGAACAGCUCAAAAUGGCAGUUACCAACCUGAAGAGACAGGCUAACAAGAAAAGUGAAGGCAGCCUGGCAUAUGUGAAAGGAGGUCUUAGUACUUUCUUUGAAGCCCAGGAUGCCCUCUCAGCUAUCCAUCAAAAACUAGAAGCGGAUGGAACGGAAAAAGUAGAAGGAUCCAUGACGCAAAAACUGGAGAAUGUUCUGAACAGAGCAAGUAAUACUGCGGACACAUUAUUUCAAGAAGUAUUAGGUCGAAAGGACAAGGCAGAUUCCACUAGAAAUGCACUCAAUGUACUUCAGCGAUUUAAGUUUCUCUUCAACCUUCCUUUAAAUAUUGAAAGGAAUAUUCAGAAGGGUGAUUAUGAUGUGGUUAUUAAUGACUAUGAAAAGGCCAAGUCACUCUUUGGGAAAACGGAGGUGCAAGUUUUCAAAAAAUAUUAUGCUGAAGUAGAAACACGGAUUGAAGCUUUAAGAGAAUUACUUCUGGCUAAAUUGCUUGAGACACCAUCGACUUUACAUGACCAAAAACGUUACAUAAGGUACCUGUCUGACCUUCAUGCACCAGGUGACCCUGCUUGGCAAUGUAUUGGUGCCCAACACAGGUGGAUCCUUCAGCUCAUGCACAGCUGCAAAGAGGGAUAUGUACAAGAUUUGAAAGGUACUCCAGGCCUUCACAGUCCCAUGUUGGAUCUGGAUAAUGAUACCCGUCCCUUGGUGUUGGGUCCUCUUAGUCAGACGGCGUCACUGAAGAGGGGCAGCAGCUUUCAGUCUGGUCGAGAUGACACAUGGAGAUACAAAACUCCUCACCGGGUGGCAUUUGUUGAAAAGUUGACCAAGCUUGUUUUAAGUCAGCUGCCUAACUUCUGGAAACUCUGGAUUUCAUAUGUUAAUGGAAGCCUUUUCAGUGAGACUGCGGAGAAAUCAGGCCAGAUUGAAAGAUCAAAGAAUGUAAGGCAAAGACAAAAUGAUUUUAAGAAAAUGAUUCAAGAAGUAAUGCAGUGUCUUGUGAAGUUGAUCCGUGGAGCCCUGCUCCCACUCAGCAUCCCAGAGUGUGGAGUGAGGCAGUAUGGAGGCUGGGAGGUGAAAUCUGAGCUCUCAGGACAGUGGCUUGCUCAUGUCAUCCAGACCAUAAGGCUUACUUAUGAAUCGUUGAAUGCCCUUGAAAUUCCUAAUGACAUGUUACAGACUAUCCAGGAUCUCAUUUUGGAUCUCCGAGUACGUUGUGUGAUGGUCACAUUGCAACACACAGCAGAAGAAAUAAAGAGGUUAGCUGAAAAGGAAGACUGGAUUAUAGAUAAUGAAGGACUAACUUCUCUUCCAUAUCAGUUUGAGCAGUGCAUUGUACAUUCUCUGCAGUCACUUAAAGGAGUUCUAGAGUGCAAGCCUGGAGAAGCCAGUGUCUUUCAACAACCUAAAACACAGGAGGAGGUUUGUCAACUCAGCAUCAAUAUCAUGCAGAUUUUUAUAUACUGUCUGGAACAGUUGAGCACUAAGCCUGAUGCAGAUGUAGAUACUACACAUCUUUCAGUUGAUGUUUCUUCUCCCGAUUUGUUUGGAAGUAUCCAUGAAGAUUUCAGUUUGACUUCUGAACAGAGACUUUUGAUAGUCCUGAGUAACUGCUGCUACCUAGAACGUCACACCUUUCUGAAUAUAGCAGAGCAUUUUGAAAAGCACAACUUCCAAGGAAUAGAGAAAAUAACACAGGUUAGCAUGGCUUCAUUGAAAGAAUUAGACCAAAGACUCUUUGAAAAUUACAUUGAGUUGAAAGCAGAUCCUAUCGUUGGCUCCUUGGAACCUGGAAUUUAUGCAGGCUAUUUUGAUUGGAAAGACUGCCUGCCUCCAACAGGUGUCAGAAACUAUUUAAAAGAAGCAUUGGUGAAUAUAAUUGCUGUGCAUGCAGAGGUGUUCACUAUUUCCAAAGAAUUGGUACCUCGAGUUCUAUCCAAGGUGGUCGAAGCAGUUUCCGAAGAGCUGAGUCGACUAAUGCAGUGUGUUUCAUCCUUCAGCAAAAAUGGAGCAUUACAGGCACGCCUUGAAAUCUGUGCUUUGAGGGAUACCGUUGCUGUUCACCUGACGCCUGAAAGCAAGUCUAGUUUUAAACAGGCUUUGGAAGCCCUGCCUCAGCUUUCAAGUGGAGCAGAUAAAAAGUUACUGGAAGAGCUGCUGAACAAGUUCAAGAGUAGCAUGCACUUGCAGCUCACCUGUUUCCAAGCUGCUUCUUCAACUAUGAUGAAAACAUAAAUACCACCCC
Messenger RNA from Lutra lutra (Eurasian river otter), 2993 nucleotides. It is a transcript of the gene EXOC2, whose product is annotated as exocyst complex component 2. The record is from RefSeq and is a predicted model, not a curated record. NCBI's taxonomy places the organism in Eukaryota, Metazoa, Chordata, Mammalia, Carnivora, Mustelidae. The coding region runs from base 209 to 2983 and encodes 924 amino acids. Gene Ontology annotation, cellular component: exocyst. The transcript has 29 exons. Gene Ontology annotation, biological process: Golgi to plasma membrane transport; exocytosis.